Messenger RNA from Cyanistes caeruleus (blue tit), 414 nucleotides. The record is from RefSeq and is a predicted model, not a curated record. Lineage: Eukaryota; Metazoa; Chordata; Aves; Passeriformes; Paridae.
GGUCCCCGUCCUGCCUUGUUUGUUCCUGAAGUUUCCUUUGAGUUACUGGUAAAAAGGCAAAUCAAACGUUUGGAAGAACCGAGUUUGCGCUGUGUGGAGUUGGUUCAUGAGGAAAUGCAGAGGAUUAUCCAGCAUUGUAGUAAUUACAGUACACAGGAAUUACUGAGGUUUCCUAAACUGCACGAUGCCAUAGUUGAAGUAGUAACCUGUCUUUUGCGUAGGAGACUUCCUGUCACAAAUGAAAUGGUUCAUAACCUGGUGGCCAUUGAGUUAGCUUAUAUCAAUACCAAACAUCCAGACUUCGCUGAUGCCUGUGGGUUAAUGAAUAAUAACAUAGAGGUAAGAAAAUAUGUUCUCUUAAACUUGUCUCUUCAAUUGAAAGGGAAAUUGAUAAAAUAAGAAAUGCUUCAAUUU